Rhineura floridana is the source of this 2859-nucleotide messenger RNA. RefSeq names its product XPA binding protein 2 (gene XAB2). Bases 143 to 2701 code for a protein of 852 amino acids. Gene Ontology annotation, biological process: mRNA splicing, via spliceosome; generation of catalytic spliceosome for first transesterification step. Lineage: Eukaryota; Metazoa; Chordata; Lepidosauria; Squamata; Rhineuridae. The transcript is spliced from 19 exons. Gene Ontology annotation, molecular function: protein binding. The record is from RefSeq and is a predicted model, not a curated record. Gene Ontology annotation, cellular component: post-mRNA release spliceosomal complex; Prp19 complex; U2-type catalytic step 2 spliceosome.
CGCCCCCACUCUCGGGAGACCAAUAGGACUAUUGCUGGUGAAGGGAGUCGCGACCGGAGGAGAGAGAUCGAUCUCCGGACUGUAGCGUCUCUCGUGCGUCAUUACCGUGCGCCCUGCUUGCCCAGGGUGGGAAGAUUCCGAGAUGCCAGAGUUGGAAACGGUGUUGGGGAAGCGUGAGCUCUUUUUCGAAGAGGAAGACUUGCAGUAUGAAGAAGAGAUCUUGCGCAAUCCCUUCUCUGUCAAGUGCUGGAUCCGCUACAUUGAGUUCAAACAGAAUGCUCCCAAGCAUAUCCUGAACCUGAUCUAUGAGAGAGCUCUUAAGGAAUUGCCAGGCAGCUACAAGCUAUGGUAUAAUUAUCUUAAGCAGCGGCGGAAGCAGGUGAAGAGCAAGUGUGUAACAGACCCCUGCUACGAAGAGGUGAACAACUGUCAUGAGCGUGCCCUUGUCUUCAUGCACAAGAUGCCUCGGAUAUGGCUAGAUUACUGCCAAUUUCUCAUGGACCAGUGUCGGAUCACUCGCACCCGCAGGACCUUUGACCGAGCACUUCGAGCCUUGCCCAUCACACAGCACCAUCGUAUCUGGCCACUCUACCUGAAGUUUGUGCGCCUUUAUCCAUUACCAGAGACAGCGGUACGGGUCUACCGUAGGUACCUGAAGCUGAGCCCAGAGAAUGCUGAGGAAUAUAUUGAGUACCUGCGCUCCAUUGACCGCCUGGAUGAGGCUGCUGUCCGCCUUGCUGCUGUGGUGAAUGAUGAACGCUUUGUAUCCAAGGAGGGAAAGUCCAACUACCAACUGUGGCACGAGCUCUGUGACCUCAUCUCACAGAAUCCAGACAAGGUGAAGUCUCUCAAUGUGGGGGCCAUAAUCCGGGGUGGCUUGACCCGUUUCACUGACCAGCUGGGCAAGCUGUGGUGUUCCUUGGCAGACUACUAUAUCCGCAGUGGGCAUUUUGAAAAGGCUCGUGAUGUCUAUGAGGAAGCUAUACAGACGGUGAUGACUGUGCGGGAUUUCACUCAGGUGUUUGACAGCUAUGCCCAAUUUGAGGAGAGUAUGAUCGCUGCCAAGAUGGAGACCAGCUCUGAGAUGGGACGCGAGGAGGAGGAUGAUGUGGACCUGGAACUGCGCCUGGCUCGCUUUGAGCAACUGAUCACACGCCGGCCCUUGCUUCUCAACAGCGUCCUCCUGCGCCAGAAUCCUCACAAUGUCCACGAGUGGCACAAACGUGUGAAGCUGUAUGAAGGCAAACCUCGGGAGAUCAUCAACACGUACACAGAAGCAGUGCAGACUGUCGACCCCUUUAAAGCCACUGGGAAGACACACACGCUGUGGGUUUAUUUUGCCAAGUUCUAUGAGGUCAAUGGACAGAUUGAAGAUGCCAGAACGAUUUUUGAGAAGGCCACCAAGGUGAACUUCAAGCAAGUGGAUGAACUAGCCAGCAUGUGGUGCGAGUAUGGUGAAAUGGAGUUGCGACAUGAGAACUAUGACCAAGCACUGCGCAUUCUGCGGAAAGCCACAGCCAUCCCAGCUAAGAAAGCGGAGUAUUUUGAUGCCUCAGAAGCUGUGCAGAACCGUGUAUACAAGUCCCUCAAGGUUUGGUCUAUGUUGGCUGACCUGGAAGAAAGUCUGGGCACCUUCAAGUCUACUAAAGCCGUGUACGACCGCAUUCUGGACCUGCGCAUUGCCACCCCACAAAUCAUCAUCAACUAUGGUCUGUUCCUGGAAGAGCACAACUACUUUGAGGAGAGCUUCAAGGCAUACGAGAGGGGCAUCUCAUUGUUCAAGUGGCCAAAUGUGUACGACAUCUGGAACACCUAUCUGACCAAAUUCACUGACCGCUAUGGUGGGAAGAAGUUGGAGCGUGCACGGGACCUCUUUGAACAGGCUCUGGAUGGCUGUCCCCAGAAAUAUGCUAAAACUAUUUACCUGCUGUAUGCCAAGCUGGAGGAGGAAUAUGGGCUGGCACGCCAUGCGAUGGCAGUGUAUGAGCGAGCCACUCAGGCUGUGCAACCUUCAGAACAGUAUGACAUGUACAAUAUCUACAUCAAGAGAGCAGCUGAAAUCUAUGGGGUUACCCAUACUCGUAGCAUCUAUGAGAAGGCUAUUGAGGUGCUGUCAGAUGAACAUGCUCGGGAGAUGUGCUUGCGCUUUGCCGACAUGGAGUGCAAGCUGGGGGAGAUAGAUCGAGCAAGGGCCAUCUAUUCCUAUUGUUCGCAGAUAUGUGACCCCCGAACCACUACCAACUUCUGGCAGACAUGGAAGGAAUUUGAGAUCCGACAUGGAAAUGAAGACACUAUCCGGGAGAUGCUUCGCAUUAAACGAAGCGUUCAAGCUACGUACAAUACUCAAGUCAAUUUCAUGGCCUCACAGAUGCUGAAGGUUUACAGCAAUGCCACAGGCACAGUGUCUGACCUAGCACCUGGGCAAAGUGGCAUGGAUGACAUGAAACUGUUAGAGCAGCGGGCAGAGCAGCUGGCAGCUGAAGCAGAGAGAGAUCAGCCCCGAGCUAAGGAGAAGAUCCUGUUUGUCAGGAGUGAUGCUUCCCGCAGUGAGUUGGCCGAACUGUCCAAACAGGCUAACCCUGAUGAGAUAGAUAUUGAAUUGGAUGAUGGAGAUGAGAGUGAGGACAAUGAGCCCGAUGAGGUUCAGCUGGAGCAGAAGAGUAUUCCUUCUGCUGUGUUUGGGGGCCUUAAGGAUGACUGAGCUGCUGUUGAUGGAAGAACUGCUUUGGGCUAGGGCUAAAGGCUGCCCUCUCUGUAUAAACUGGGCCUUCUGUUCACUUGUUUUAAUUAAGAGUCUAAUUAGUUGUAGUAUCCUUUUCUAUUCUGUGAAGUUGCUAUUUAUAAAAUCUUUUUGUCAAA